Boeremia exigua is the source of this 1179-nucleotide messenger RNA. RefSeq lists its product as uncharacterized. Lineage: Eukaryota; Fungi; Ascomycota; Dothideomycetes; Pleosporales; Didymellaceae. Bases 1 to 1179 code for a protein of 392 amino acids. The transcript is spliced from 3 exons. The record is from RefSeq and is a predicted model, not a curated record.
AUGCGUCAUGACAAUGGCAACCAUGAGUAUCCAUCAAGCUAUCUUGCAGAAUCGCGUCAGCCACAGAUGAUCAUUGGCAACAUCGUAGUUCAGGUUGUUGGAUCCUUAGUCUUCUUUGCAAGAGUGUAUUCUCGAGCUGCAAUCAUCAAAGCAUGGAGGGCAGAAGACUAUAUUCUUACGUUGGCUUGGAUAUUUUGUACCGGCUAUAGCGUCUGCCAAUACGGUCAGAUUGAUCAUGGCAACGGACGUCAUGCAAUCGCAACAUCCAUCGAACAUCCAAUGGCCUCGGUCGAAUCGCAAAAAUACGCAUACGCAGCGCAAAUCGUUCUCUUUCCCGCACUUGCUUUAUCAAAGAUAAGCAUAUGCCUCACGUAUCUUCGAAUCUUCUACACAGAUAAACGGGGCCGCUACAUGAUUCGGGCACUACUGGUCAUCUUGGUACUCUUGACGUUCCCCUUUAUGUUCGAAGUCGCAUUUCAAUGUAGCCCAGUUCAUGUCUACUGGACUGAAGGACGUCCUGAAGCAAAAUGUCUCCAGGAUUUACCGGGCUUUAUCCUCAGUGGAAGCAUCAAUGUAUUCGUCGAUGUUGCGCUCAUGGCCAUCGUACUACCCCGUAUUUUCGAACUGCAAAUGGAUCGACGACAAAAAUGGGCUCUAACGGGUGUCGUUCUUCUCGGUUCCCUUGCUGCUACGGCUGGUAUCGUCCGCAUGGUGCGGGUCAGCGAAUCGAUAACAAUGCCGAACUUCGACCCAAGCUGGGAUCAGUAUGAUGUGUCAAUCUGGACAUCCACGGAGGUCUAUACCAGUUUGAUGUGUGCUUCUGCACCAGGAGUCAAGCCAAUACUCGUCAAAAUACUGCCGAAAUGGUUCGGGUCGUCAUUCUCACGAAGCCGCACGCGGACAACUGGAGAACCUGAUGUCAACCUUGAGCUUGGUCUUAGUUCUAGAUGGAAGCGGGUAACUAUCGGUAGUGCGCGUACGGGUAAUAGACGACAGAGCGAAACAGUACUGGUGUCUGCUGAGGGACCAUAUACCGAGAUGGGAGGUAGUAAUCAUACGCGACGUACGAGUAAAGAGAGCGAGGCUAUGUCGACGGCAGCGACUAGUGAGGGUGAAAGAAGCCAUAAAGGCCAUAUAUACAAAACGAGCGAGGUCUUAAUUGAGACUCAGAUGAUAUAG